Pangasianodon hypophthalmus (striped catfish) is the source of this 1377-nucleotide messenger RNA. RefSeq names its product programmed cell death 6 (gene pdcd6). Gene Ontology annotation, molecular function: calcium ion binding. The transcript is spliced from 6 exons. NCBI's taxonomy places the organism in Eukaryota, Metazoa, Chordata, Actinopteri, Siluriformes, Pangasiidae. The coding region runs from base 102 to 659 and encodes 185 amino acids. The record is from RefSeq and is a predicted model, not a curated record.
GCCUCUGCGUGAGAGAAUAUCACAGUCAGACUGAGACAAGUUCCAGGGGUACGUACACACUGCAAUCUUUAGCACAUUUUACAGCCGGACUACAUGCGGAAAUGGCGUACCACAACCAGUACAGACCUCCUCACUACAACAGCGCGCCGCCUGAUCAGGCUUUUCUGUGGAAUAUCUUUCAGAGGGUGGAUAAAGACAGGAGUGGAUCAAUCUCAGAUACGGAGCUUCAGCAAGCUCUAUCAAAUGGAACAUGGACACCAUUCAAUCCAGUGACUGUCAGAUCAAUUAUAGCUAUGUUUGACAGAGAGAACAAAGGUGGAGUGAACUUUAAUGAGUUUGCUGGUGUAUGGAAGUAUAUCACAGACUGGCAGAACAUCUUCCGCACUUACGACCGUGACAACUCAGGGUUCAUUGACAAGAAUGAGUUGAAACAGGCUCUCACUGGCUUUGGGUAUCGUCUGUCAGAUCAGUUCUAUAACACGCUGAUAGAGAAGUUUGACCGGCAGAGGAAAGGACAGGUAGCUUUUGAUGACUUCAUACAGUGCUGCAUUGUACUACAGAGGUUAACUGACGUCUUCAGGCGAUAUGACACAGACCAGGACGGCUGGAUCCAGGUUUCCUACGAGCAGUAUCUCUCAAUGGUCUUCAACAUCGUAUAGCACAACACAACCACAAGCACCAGUGCCAAACAACAAAUCUCUCUUUCUACUGGUCUUCCACCAGUGACACCAUACACACCUCACUGAAGUUUUAUGGGACAGGAGAUUUGGGCUUCAGUUAAUGGAUCUUUUUUUUCUGUCUGUCUGCCUGUCUGUUUUCAUCUUUCUUUACAUUGUACAUCUAAAAAGAUAGUAAUAUUAAGCCCCUUUUUCAUAUUAAAGAACUUUGCAUUGUAAACUGCGUUGUGUCACCAACCUGUGUUGUAAAUGUCAUAGUAACAUUCAGAUGCAUGCCUUCUGAUAAAUGUCAUUAUUGUCAAAGCAUGAACUAACUUGUUUUCUGUUGAAGCAUUGUUUACAAUGAAAAUUUUUAAAUGUGCAUUUGAACAUGCAGAAGAAUUUUAUUUGAGAGAGCAGGAACAAGUACUUUUGUAUGGUCAUGUGCAUGAAGCUUUGCAACUGCAAAAAUGCAAAAUGUUUUAUUAAAAAAGAAACAUUCAAUAAGGUAUUUUAUUAGUUUUUUUUUCCUGUGGGCUCAACUUCCUUUUGGAAUUUAUAAAAGAACAUGAUGUGAGAUAUUCCUGCUACACGUACUCAUAUGAUUAGCUGCAUUUCACCAAAGAAAAAAAAAUCAAUUAUGUGUAUUGAUUGACCAAUCAGCAGCAGAUAUGUAUGUGAAAUUUUGUCUCUUUGCUAAAUAAAUAUUUGUAAUCGCUAA